Molecule: messenger RNA, 2112 nt
Organism: Rhipicephalus sanguineus (brown dog tick)
Lineage: Eukaryota; Metazoa; Arthropoda; Arachnida; Ixodida; Ixodidae
Exons: 4
Coding region: 616-2073 (485 amino acids)
Source: RefSeq, a predicted model, not a curated record
UUGGACCGCUUAUUUGGUUAUGGACUAUGCGUUGCGAAAGCAAGCAUGGCUAUUUUCGCAAGUGCAUAAGAAGUGCCCAGAACUUCAAGAACAUCACAUUAACACUUGCUGAAAAACACCAGCUUCUUCAGGCGUUCAGAGGGAGUACUUGCCGCUUUGAAAGAGACUUAGUGGUUGACUGCACAUUUCUUUUUUGCCCUAGUUUGUUCAGUAUGGAGGUUCAAGAAGCCAUAAAGGCCUGUGGACUACUAGGAAAAGAAUUGCAUUGCACAUACCAAGUUGAAUACAGGGGCACCAAGUACAGCAAAGACAUGUUUGUAAUUUUGGGUCGUGAGGAAAGCAGACUAGUGUUUGGCCGGAUCAUUUUUAUUUUAUUGCUAGACAACAAAGUCUGUUUUCUUGUACGUGUGACUUGUUCUGUUUUGGAACCUAUGAUGAUGAUAUAUUUGUUGCCGGGUCCAGAAUCUGGGGCACUGAAGUGCAUUUCCGUUCAGGACCUUCAAGAUUACUAUCCGCUUGAGUCAUAUGUUGUUGGCCAUCCAAAAGUCACAGUCAUUGCACUGAAGCAUGCUGUUUUAGAUCAUUGCUAAUUUUUUUUUCAGCUCUGAGGACUUCAUGUCACUUGUACAGGAGUGGCUUCCAGCACUCAGCGAGGAAGACCUCACAACGAUUGGUCGGAAACUACAGGAGUUGGGAGUAAAAUGUGCAGAACAUUUCAGAUAUCUACAAGAAUCAGACUUAAACUUCUUAGCCCCUGUGCAAAGGCGCAUUCUGCUUGAGAAAUUUCAGACCAUCAGAGCUGCUCCUGUCCCAUCAGGCCCAAGUGGCACUUGUGCUACAGUGACUUCAGAUGCUAACUCACAGCUAGAUGAAUGGGCUGAGAAAUUUUGCAUUCCUUGGGAAAUAUUUCCACCACGCUUACUUCAAGCAUGCAAAGCACAAGAAAGGGCUACAAAAGCCGAUCUGAACCAGAUGGUGAGAAUGUUAAGUUCUCUCAUCUUGGAUAAGCAUUCAGCGCCUGGCAGACGGAACCUGAGAAUAAUUGCAGCAAAACUUGUGUCAGUGUAUCCUUCAACAUUUCAGGAUUUGUUAGAGGGUACAGUUGUCGGCACAGGAGUUGAGACUUUAAUGUGGAAGCUCGAAAACUGCAUCAACAACAAGAAGAGACCAAUUGCGCAUAAGCUGCCUGCGGAAAUUGAUGACCCAGACUCAUUCCAGCCACGUCCACGAUCUAGACGUGACUCCUACGGUUGCCUAGCAUGGCAACCAGAGCUGCCAAGUGGAGAAAAUAUGUUGGCACAACGGGAAAAGCAGCAGCAGCUCCUUUGUGAGCAUGCUAAAAUGUACCCCAACAAGCAACUUGUCUGUCGUUUGAUGAUAGAGACGUAUGCAUCUCAAAGACUGACCAUUAAUCACUCAAGGAGUGUGACAGAGGUGAAAAAAAACUGGCCAUUUUUGUUUACUGAGGACUGUCUUCUUGAGCAUUCCAAGGAGCUACUUGGUAGUGAGGUUUGCCAAAGACUUGAUGCUAGCAUGGAAAUUGUUGGGCUUCGUGUAUAUCGCUAUGCUUACAGUCAGAUAAAACGGCCAAAGGUGAAGAAAUGUCUCGAAGAAAUAGAACAAGCAAAGAACCGUCUGAAGAGUGUGACACCAGAGCAUGAAGGUGCGCCUGUUCUCCUCCUUGCCCUGCUUGACGAGGAUGAAGAGCUCAUCUACAAGACCGUUGAGGAGACCGCCCAUGACGAUGACCUAGGAGACAUGCCCUUGACGCCCAUAAUAUGUAUGAAAGGACCGGGUCUUUUUGAGGCAGAAAUGUUCACUGUCUGUGUGGAUGGUGUUGCUCUAUUGACUACUCAGCGGGCCGCAGCUUUCAAAGCCAUGUUUCUUUUAUACUUUGUCCUUAACAUCGAGUAUCCACCUGAAGUGGCUUUGACAUUGGAGUUUGUGCAGAGGGCAAUCGCGGGAAUCAACCCAGAAAGAAGCACAAAGGCACGGCGAACAUCGAAGAAGCAGUAUUGUUUGUCCCCAAAGGUGGCUGCCCUGGCGAAUGCCCUGGAUCAGUACAAGUUCUGAUCUUGUGUUUGAGCUUUAAUAAAAUAAAAUUUAGAAGUU